AUGAAUAACGAUGACUUCUCCGACUGCUCUGAGCUUACAGACCUACCAAGCUCAUCUCAGGCUCCUUCAUCGCCGCCCUCGUCGCCUUUGAGCGAACCCAGAGACAUUUCUCCACCUCCAGACUUUCGCGACAUCACCCCACCACUUUCCCAAGAUGCAGGUGAAGACAUGCCGCCUGCUCGUAAGCGCAGGAAACUAGAGGCACGUAUGCGUACGACUCAGUAUCUAGAUCUCACGUCAGAAACAGCGCAAGCACUUCACGACCGCGAGCAGUCACUAGAUCUGUUACUGAAAGCUCUCAGAAAGAGGAGGAAGAUCGUAGUGAUCGCUGGAGCUGGUAUCUCGGUAUCUGCAGGCAUUCCUGACUUUCGCUCCUCCCACGGCCUGUUUCGAAGCCUAAGGGCCGAGCACAAGCUCAAAAGUUCUGGCAAAGAAUUGUUCGACGCUUCCGUCUACAAGGACGACUCCUCGACUUCUUCCUUUCACGAGAUGGUUCGCAAAUUGUCUCAGCUAUCUCAGGAUGCGAAACCUACCCUGUUCCACCGAUUGCUCGCCAGACUAUCGACUGAAGGCAGAUUGUUACGGCUGUACACACAAAAUGUUGAUGGUCUUGAAAGCAAGCUUCCACCCUUAACAACAGCAGUCCCGCUUGCUCAUAAGGCGCCUUGGCCGAAAACUAUCCAGUUGCACGGCGGCCUCGAGAAGAUGAUGUGUCAGAAAUGCCGCCAAAUCUCCAACUUCGAAGAAGAGCUUUUCCAAGGUUCAAUUCCACCCCAAUGUCCUGAAUGCUUGACCCGAGACAACAUUCGUACUGAACAUGCUGGCAAGCGAAGUCACGGAGUUGGAAGGCUGCGUCCACGCAUUGUCUUGUACAACGAGCAUAAUCCAGAUGAUGAAGCAAUCGGCGCUGUUACUACGGCUGACUUCCGCACCCGGCCUGAUGCUGUAAUUGUUGUUGGUACCAGUAUGAAAAUCCCAGCUGUACGACGGAUUACAGCCGAGAUGUGCAAAAUUGUUCGAGAUCGCAAGGAGGGAACGACAAUAUGGAUCAAUCGCGAUCCUGCCCCACCCGGCAAAGAUCUGGAGGAUUGUUGGGACCUCAUUGUUCGGGGUGACGCCGAUGAAGUUGCGCAACGUGCCUGUCUAAAGGAAUGGGAUGACCUUUCGCCCGACAUUGCCGAAGCCUACACCGACUCGGACUUGGAGAAAUCAAAACUGAACGGAGGUUGCGCCAGCGUUCACGUACCAACCCCAAAGAAACUAAUUCAGUCCGAGCUCAAGGCGCCAGCUACACCUCCGAUGUCUCCCAGGCAUUAUGGUUUGGAGAAUCCUACAUUCUCUCCACAACCGAGCUUGUCGAUCAACAUUCCUCUUGUCUUCGAUGAAAGACCAUCCGGUAUCAGACCUGCUGCCAGCAAGUGGGGUCCAUCACUCAACAAGGUUCUGUCUGGCAAAGAGAACAAACCCAAGGCAAAAUCCGCAGUCAAAGCAUCCGGGAGGCGCAGUGCUGGUGGUUCGAAGUCCAAGAAGCAUAAUUCGGGCCAGCCAUCCAUGAUGAAUAUGAGCAAGGUGACUAAGUCGGCGCCGACUUCCAUUCCGAUCAAGAAAGAUCUCGCAUCAGAGCCCCUAUCGCCACGUCGGGAUUCACUGUCCAAUGCGCAACUAUCGAAGCCUUUAAAGAUGGAGUUCUCCUCUGCGGGAUCUAGUCCAUAUCCUGAGACGCCACCGGCACUGAUGAGGAGCACGCCUCCUGCACAGGCAGAAGAGGAGACCCCAUCGAGGCCGGGCUCGAGCAACAGCGAGACAGUCAGUCCAAAUGGUCGGCUUCCGCGUGGUAUGAGCGACUUAUUGCAUUAA
Messenger RNA from Cyphellophora europaea CBS 101466, 1857 nucleotides. RefSeq lists its product as uncharacterized. Gene Ontology annotation, cellular component: mating-type region heterochromatin. Lineage: Eukaryota; Fungi; Ascomycota; Eurotiomycetes; Chaetothyriales; Cyphellophoraceae. The transcript has a single exon. Gene Ontology annotation, biological process: negative regulation of transcription by RNA polymerase II; replication-born double-strand break repair via sister chromatid exchange; regulation of DNA repair. The record is from RefSeq and is a predicted model, not a curated record. Gene Ontology annotation, molecular function: histone deacetylase activity, NAD-dependent; NAD+ binding. Bases 1 to 1857 code for a protein of 618 amino acids.